AUGCCAUAUAUAUUAGCAUAUUUCCUUCAUCCUGGUUAUCGAGGUAAUGGAUUAAAGAAUAUGUGGACAAAAAUUUCAGAGUACACGCAAAAGUUAUGGGAAAAUAUGGGGUAUAAUAUUAGUGACCAAGAAAUUUUAAUUUCUCAAAUGCUGAAUUUUAAAGCCAAACAAGAUACUUAUUCAACGGCAUUUGUUAAAAAUCGUAUUACGUCUUGCACAUGGUGGAUGUCAUGUAAAAAUCAACCUCCUUUUUUGAAAAAUCUAGCAUUAAAAAUAUUUGCAGUAACACCGCAUAACGCUUUAUAUGAAAGAAUACAAGAUAAUGAUGAUAUUCAAAAAUUAAUUGAUGAAUCGGUAUUUUUUGAAAGUGAAAUUGAUGAUGAUCAUGAAGAAGAUGAAGAUGGCUACGAAGAAUAUUUUGAAAAAGUUGAAAUUUCAAAGAAUAAUGUAUAUGUAUUAAUCGAAGAAUAUGUUAAUUUAGCAAUUUUGAAAAAUGAAGAAAUGAAUUGA
Messenger RNA from Rhizophagus irregularis DAOM 181602=DAOM 197198, 510 nucleotides. RefSeq lists its product as uncharacterized. Lineage: Eukaryota; Fungi; Glomeromycota; Glomeromycetes; Glomerales; Glomeraceae. The record is from RefSeq and is a predicted model, not a curated record.